GAAGGAUUCUGGGAGGAGUGGCAGAAGCAUCAGUUCCGGAGGGAAGAAAAAAAAGAGAGAGAGAGAGCAUUUGAACUUGAACGUUUGGCGUUCGUGAGGUUUGCAGACUGUUGGAGCAUCGGAGGCACCCCGGAAGAAUUCAGAGAACCCAACAAUGUCUCUGUAUUGUGGAACAAUUUGCCGAAGGAAAUCUUUUUGGUGCUAUAGGCUACUGUCAACUUAUGUCAACAAGACACGAUAUUUAUUUGAAUUGAAGGAAGAUGACGAGGCCUGUAGGAAAGCUCGGCAGACUGGAGUGUUUUACCUCUUUCACGAUCUGGCUCCUUUGCUGCAGACUUCAGGACGGCAAUACCUGGUCCCCCGGCUUAGCCGAGCAGAGUUGGAGAGGCUGCUGGGCAAGUUUGGACAGGAUUCACAAAGAAUAGAAGAUUCAGUGCUGAUUGGAUGCUCCAACCAGCGUGAAGCGUGGUUUGCUCUGGAUCUAGGUCUGAGUAGCGCCUCCUCCAUCCAUAAACCUGAAGUGGAGACAGAGCUCGGAGGUUCUUUCGUCAGUCUGAGGCGGGCUCUUUCUCAGCUGAGCUCCAUGGAUUCCUCCUUGCUGUUCACGGCUCGGGCUCUUCUCCACUGGCAUGAUGGUCAUCAGUUCUGCAGCAAAAGUGGGCAGCCCACUAAGAAGAACGUGGCUGGCAGCAAGCGAGUGUGUCCUUCCAAUAACAUCAUCUAUUAUCCACAGAUGGCCCCUGUGGUGAUCACCCUGGUGACAGAUGGAGCCCGGUGCCUACUUGCCCGCCAGAGCUCCUUUCCCAAGGGACUGUAUUCUGCCCUGGCAGGCUUCUGUGAUAUAGGUGAAAGUGUGGAAGAGGCCAUCCGGCGAGAAGUUGCAGAAGAGGUGGGCCUGGAAGUGGAAAACCUGCAGUACUCCACGUCCCAGCACUGGCCCUUUCCCAAUAGCUCACUCAUGAUUGCUUGUCAUGCAACCGUGAAACCAGGGCAGACGGAGAUCCAGGUGAACCUGAGAGAACUAGAAGCAGCUGCCUGGUUCAGUCUGGAUGAGGUGGCCGCAGCCCUGAUGAGAAAGGGCUCCUUUAUUGAGCAACAGAGUGAUGCUCUCCCACUGCUGCUGCCCCCCAAGUUAGCUGUUGCCCACCACAUGAUUAAGACGUGGGUGGAAACACAGACCUGUUCUUCCCUGGCUGCUUAGCUCAAGUCAGGCCAUCUAGAUCCCUCCCAAGCAGCUGAAGGGCAUGCCAGAGAUCGACUGCAGAGGAGGUGGCAGAGCCCGCUCCAGGGCCACCUCGUACGGCGAAGAAGCUCUGAGGAGUUCCUGUUAAUAACAGAGGUUCCUACUAAUGAACAACCAAAAAUGUCAGUGUAACCUGGAUAGAAUACCCUGUACCCGCACUUGUGCAGCUACUCUGAAGGCUGAGGCAAGAGCGUCACUUUUUCCUAACAACCUGGGAAACACAUGGAGACUGUCUCUUUGACAAAGCAGAGGUCUAAGGAACAUGUUGAUUGAUGAGAGGCGAACUAUGAAAAGCUGAGGGAAGGGGCUGAUUUGUUUGGUGGGGGUCAUUUUCUCCAUGGCUGUAGGAGCAAACACUUUCCAGCGUGUGGCUCAUUGAUGUUGCAUUUACAGGGACUGCCAAAUGUGCCUGGGGUGAUUUAUCUUAGUAUCUAAACUCACAUUUGAAUUGCUUCUGUCCCCACAGAAAAAUAACAUAAAUAAUGUUUUUGAAUUUGUGUGUAGGUAUAUUCUUUUUUAAAUUUUAUUAUUAUAAGUGUUUGCCUGCAUAUACAUCUUUGCACAACAUGCCUGCCUAGUUCCUGUGGAGGCCAGAAGAGGGUGUCAGAUCCCCUGGAACCGGAGUUCCAGACUGUGGCUAGCUGCCAUGUGGGUGCUGGGACUCAAACUUGAGUCUUCUGGACGACAGGCUCUGAUCCCUCUCCAGCCCCUAUAGGUGUGUUCUUUUGUGGUAGGAAAAGUCGACUUUGGUAGCAGUUGUUGCUAGAGGUGGAACCCAGGGCCUCACACAUGGUAGGCAAGUGCUCCAUCACGGAGCCCAAAAGUUAUGGUUUUAUCUUUGUAAGCUCUUGAAGGGGUGAAGAAAGUGGAGCAAAGGUCUUCCACAGCACGCUCUACAGGCAACCAGAGGCGGUGUGGUUUUUGAAGUAGCUAAAGCCCAGAAGGACUGGAGAUGAUUUGAAAGACUAUGUUGUCUUUCCAGCUCUUUCAUUUGUUCAGUUUGUGACCCAGGGCAGAGACUAAACAAAAACAGCCCUGGACUCUGCACACCCAGAGAGUGCUGCUUCAGUUAAGGGGAUGGCAAGGCCAAGUAAACACCACGCCUGAAGCUCGAGCCAGGACGACCCCCAACUCCACCCAUGGUGCCAGAGACUGAGCUCAGGACCUCAUGCACCUAGGACGCCAAGUUUAUGUCUUUAGCCCCAGCACAUGGGAGGUGUAGUCAAGAUGAUCGUGAUUUCAAGUGAAUUUAAG
Molecule: messenger RNA, 2497 nt
Organism: Microtus oregoni (creeping vole)
Lineage: Eukaryota; Metazoa; Chordata; Mammalia; Rodentia; Cricetidae
Gene: Nudt13
Product: nudix hydrolase 13
Exons: 10
Coding region: 155-1201 (348 amino acids)
Molecular function (GO): hydrolase activity; metal ion binding
Source: RefSeq, a predicted model, not a curated record